CCAAGAAUCGGGUCAAUUUGGCUACAUUCAAAUUGAUUUAUUUUGGAAUUUAUUCAAUUAUCUUGAGUGAAAAUUGUUUUUUUUUUCAUUCAACCAACAAAAUGGCUCAUUAUAAAGGUGCAGCAUCCGAAGGUGGUCGAGCACUUCAAUUACAAAAACAACGUGAAAAAGCUUUGGAAGAAUUGGAAUUACGAAAGAAAAAAAUUGAAGAUGAAUUGAAAUUAUCAAACAUCAGGAAUAAAUUCGCUGCACAUUAUGAUGCUAUCGAACAGCAGAUUAAAUCAUCGACAGUCGGUUUGGUCACACUGGGCGAGAUGCGUGCCAAACAAGAAGGUCUGGUUAAAGAACGAGAACGACAAUUGGCAUUGAAAAAAGAAUCGAUGAUUAAAAAAGAGAUUGAAUUACGGAAUGAGCAGAAAGAAAAACAAAAGAAACAAAUCAAAGCAUUAUCAUUCCGACUUGAUGAAGAUGAAGAAGAAGAAGAAGAAGAAGAAGUGCAGAAUGAUGAUGAUGAUGAUGAUGAAUCCGAAACCGAUAAAAACGAACCGAAAUCCAAUAUUAUCAAUGAUGAUUCGAAAUCAGAUUUAGAUUCAUCGGAUAGCAUUAGCCAAGACUCAUUCAACAAUCAUAAUGAUGAACCACAAAUGAAAAAACGUAAAAUGAUGAAAAACCCAGAUGUGGACACAAGUUUUUUGCCGGAUAGAGCACGUGAAGAAGAAGAAAAUCGUCUCCGAGAACAAUUGCGUCAAGAAUGGGCUGAAAAACAGGAAAAAUUAAAAAAUGAAGAAAUCGAAAUCACUUUCAGUUAUUGGGAUGGUUCCGGUCAUCGACGAUCAGUGAUGAUGAAAAAAGGCAAUACAAUGUAUCAAUUCUUACAGAAAGCCUUGGAAUUACUGCGUAAAGAAUUUCAUGAACUAAAAACAGUUACCACCGAUCAGCUGAUGUAUAUAAAAGAAGAUUUAAUCAUACCACAUCAUUAUAGUUUCUAUGAUUUCAUCGUGACUAAAGCACGUGGUAAAAGUGGACCAUUAUUUAGUUUUGACGUACAUGAAGAUGUACGGCUUGUGUCCGAUGCGACCGUUGAACGUGAUGAAUCACAUGCUGGUAAAGUAUUACUGCGUAGCUGGUAUGAACGUAAUAAACAUAUAUUUCCAGCCAGCCGUUGGGAACCAUAUGAUCCAAAUCGAAAUUAUGAUAAAUAUACUAUUGGUGAUCGUGUUAAUAAAAAAUAAAAUUUGAAUUUGAAUUUGAA
Molecule: messenger RNA, 1252 nt
Organism: Dermatophagoides farinae (American house dust mite)
Lineage: Eukaryota; Metazoa; Arthropoda; Arachnida; Sarcoptiformes; Pyroglyphidae
Product: protein FAM50 homolog
Biological process (GO): chromatin organization
Cellular component (GO): nucleus
Source: RefSeq, a predicted model, not a curated record